AUGUUGCAUAUAUUUUUCUUUAUAGCCUAUGCUGUUCAGACACCUGAGAGUGUGCCUCCAGCUGCAGCCUCGGAGGUGUAUACGAAAGCUUUGGCUGUUUGCCACGGACCUCUGGACCACUAUGAGUUUCUGAUCAAAGCUCAUGAGCUAAAGGACGAUGAACAUCAGAGAAGAGUCAUACAGUGUUUGCAGAAAUUACACGAGGACCUUAAAGGAUACAGUAUAGAGGCAGAAGGCCUUUUUUCAAAGCUUUUUUCAAGGAGCAAACCUCCAAGAGGCCUGUAUGUUUACGGAGAUGUUGGUACAGGGAAAACAAUGGUGAUGGACAUGUUUUAUGCUUAUGUGGAAAUGAACAGGAAAAAAAGGGUCCAUUUUCAUGGUUUCAUGCUAGAUGUUCACAAAAGAAUACACCGCCUUAAACAGAGUUUGCCAAAAAGGAAACCAGGAUUCAUGGCGAAAUCAUACGAUCCAAUAGCUCCCAUAGCUGAGGAAAUCAGUGAAGAAGCAUGUCUCUUAUGUUUCGAUGAAUUUCAGUACUCUUUCAUUCACAGAAGAAAAAAAAAGAAGCCAGUUGAAUUAGCUGAACUAGGGGAGGAAUUUAAUGAUCUCUAUAAAAAUGGACUCCAAAGAGCUAACUUUGUACCAUUCAUAGCUGUCCUGAAGAAGUACUGUAAUACGGUCCAGCUAGACUCUGGGAUAGAUUACCGGAAAAGGGAACUUCCUGCUGCAGGAAAACUCUACUACCUCACAAGUGAAGCUGAUGUGGAGGCUGUCAUGGAUAAGUUGUUUGAUGAGCUGGCUCAGAAACAAAAUGAUUUAACUAGACCAAGGAUUCUAAAAGUGCAAGGCAGAGAGCUGCGGCUGAAUAAAGCCUGUGGAACCGUUGCCGACUGCACAUUUGAAGAGCUAUGUGAGAGACCCCUUGGAGCCAGUGACUAUUUGGAACUAUCAAAGAAUUUUGAUACAAUAUUUUUGCGAAACAUUCCACAAUUUUCGCUGGCAAAAAGGACUCAAGCUCGAAGAUUCAUCACUCUCAUUGAUAACUUUUAUGAUUUCAAGGUGCGCAUAAUUUGUUCUGCAUCGGCUCCUUUAUCAAACUUAUUUUUGCAUCAACAUCAUGACAGUGAGUUGGAGCAAAGCAGAAUACUGAUGGAUGAUUUGGGGCUGAGCCAGGACUCAGCGGGACUUUCCAUGUUUACUGGAGAAGAAGAAAUCUUUGCAUUUCAGCGCACUAUUUCCCGACUCACAGAAAUGCAGACUGAACAGUACUGGAAUGAAGGGGACAGGAGCAAGGCAUAGCCAUCACUUUUGCAUGAAUAAAACUCCAGACAAAUGAUUGCUGCAGGGAGAACUCUUUAUUAUGGGACUUGAAGGAAUCAUUUUCUCAUCAUUAAUUAUGCACUUUGUCCUCUGGACCAUUGUAAUCUAAAAUUGCUGUCAAAGAUGAAUUAGUAAGUUAAAGCCAUUUGUAUAGGUCUACUCUUUUUGCCUAUUUAUUUGGCCUUAUUUCUGCACCAGAAAAUUAAAAUCAGUACUCCUGAAAAUUAAUAUAGGGCCAGACAUUUGGCUUCAUAGUAAGGUACCUGAAUGAAUCUUGAAUACACAAACGCGGUAAAUGCAGGGUAUCUGGACAUCUCCGAGCUCUGGCCACAUGGUAGACACAUGAUAGAAACAUAUUUUUUACAAGAGGAUUAAGAAAAUCCCUACACUUCAAUUCAAAGCAAAGGAAGUGUUCUGAUCUUACAAACUAAAGCAAAUAACAUUUUAGAAUUUGGGCUUAUAUAUGUGCUUUUUGGGGGCUAUAUAUUAUACUAAAUCUCCCAGGCCUUCAGGUUUCCACACAACAGAGAAUAUAUUUUAUAACCCUGAGGUUAAACUUGGCAGGCAGGACCUGAUCUCCAGCAGAUACAGAGUGACCUGAAAAAAUUGAGGAUUAUGACACCAUAGAAUAAGGAGCAAGAAUGUCAAAUUCCAACUGACAAGCAGAUCCCCCAACUCUGACAGCCAGAAAUAGGACAGACACCAGGAAUGGGGACCAGUGAGAGAGUGUCGGGAGUGGGCAGAGUCCUGGACACACCAAGCAGCAGAGUGGACUCCUGCCUACCUGAAGCCACAGGGCCCUAGUGGACAGCGGGUUCCUUCCGCUGCUCCUAAGCAUUUGCUCAGGCUGCAGAAUGCUACCCCCAACCCUUGCCUCUGCUUCUGCAGUGGGAUGGACCUAAUAGUAACCUGGAAAGCACACUUGAUGAAUCUACUUGAAUAAAAUCCAGUUUGUCCUUCA
Molecule: messenger RNA, 2281 nt
Organism: Hipposideros armiger (great roundleaf bat)
Lineage: Eukaryota; Metazoa; Chordata; Mammalia; Chiroptera; Hipposideridae
Gene: AFG1L
Product: AFG1 like ATPase
Exons: 12
Coding region: 1-1299 (432 amino acids)
Cellular component (GO): mitochondrion; cytoplasm
Molecular function (GO): ATP hydrolysis activity; ATP binding
Source: RefSeq, a predicted model, not a curated record